Molecule: messenger RNA, 1632 nt
Organism: Colletotrichum gloeosporioides
Lineage: Eukaryota; Fungi; Ascomycota; Sordariomycetes; Glomerellales; Glomerellaceae
Product: Protein HOL1
Exons: 7
Coding region: 1-1632 (543 amino acids)
Biological process (GO): transmembrane transport
Molecular function (GO): transmembrane transporter activity
Source: RefSeq, a predicted model, not a curated record
AUGGGUUCCUCCGAUGAGCCGUCAGCGCCGCCGUCGGGCUUUGUUCCCGGAACUGUUCAUCUCGUUGAUCUUGAGGGAACAAUGGCAUCUCGCCAUGCUGCUGGGGGUGCUCGGGACGUUGUGUUGAUUCCGACGCCUUCGAACGAUCCCGAUGACCCUCUCAACUGGUCGCCACGGAGGAAGACGCUGCUUCUGAGCUGCCUUUGUGUAUAUUGCCUUUCCAUCGGCAUCGCCUCGGCGGCUAUCUACUCGAUCCUCGUGCCCAUCUCUGCCGCAACCAACUUAACGUUGGGCGAUCUCAAUGCCGGUACUGGAUACAUGUUCCUGACAUUAGGAUGGGGCUGUUUGGUCUGGCAACCACUGGCCCAGAAAUACGGCAAGCGACCAGUCUAUCUGCUAAGCUUGCUAGCAACUUUGUUGAUCAUGGUCUGGGCUCCCUACGCAACGACGGGUAGCCAAUGGACAGCCAACAAAGUUCUUGAAGGCUUUUUUGGAGCACCAAUAGAGUCUCUUUGCGAGAUAUCGAUCGCGGAUGUGUGGUUCACACACGAGAGAGGUACUUACAUGGGCUUUUAUGCUCUGUUUCUUUUCGGCAGUAACUUCCUCGCCCCUGUUAUUGCCGGGUUCAUCAAUGAUGGUCAAGGAUGGGAAUGGGUCUUGCACUGGUGCGCUAUCUUCUGUGGUAUCGGGUUUCUCAUAUGCUUCUUCUUCAUGGAAGAGACCAAUUAUCAGCGUGUGACGGUGUUGAAUGCCGAGAUCUUUGCUGGUGAUGGAACGGAGUCGUCAGCUGAGAAGGGAGCCAAGAGUCAAUCCGAUACCGACAAUGUCGCCCCCAUCCAGCCCGAUGUCGAUGGAACUUCAAAGACACCAUCUCCAAAGACAUUCAUGGACAAGAUCAAGAUGUUCCGGAAGCAGGAUAUGAAUCCGCAGUUGUCACUCAAGACGAUGGCAAUUCGCCCAUUCCUCUUCUUUUCUUUUCCGGUUAUCGUGUUCUCUGGAUUCAUGUACGGAGCCAUCCUCUGUUACUUCAACGUCCUCAACGGCACUGCGUCUCUCAUCUUGUCAAGCCCACCCUAUAACUUCCGAGCCAGCAUUGUGGGUCUUUCGUAUGUCUCCUGCCUGAUAGGAGUUGCAAUUGGAACGUUGUAUUCCGGCCAUCUUGGCGAUGCGUUCAUCCUUUGGAAAGCCCGACAUAACAAGGGUGUCAUGGAGCCUGAGUUCCGCCUCUGGCUCUUCUGCGCACUGAUGGUGGUUAUCCCCGGCUCCCUGCUUCUGUGGGGAGUUGGUGCGGCCCACAAGGUACACUGGUUCGGCUUGGUGUUCGCAAUGGGGGCCUUGAGCGGAGGUGUGACCGCUGGGAGUCAACUUGCCAUCACAUACUGCAUCGAUAGUUACAAGGAACUCGGCGCCGAUGCGAUUGUUACAGUCAUUCUUAUCAGGAACACCAUGAGCUUCGCGGUGUCGUAUGGUAUCACGCCAUGGGUCACGAAUAUGGGUUGGCAGAACGCGUUUCUGGUUGCAGCGUUUGCUGCACUAGCUCAGAUUUCACUUUUCUUCUUGAUGAUCAAGAAGGGUCGGGGCUUCCGCCAAAAGAGCGUUGCCAGUUAUUGGAGAUAUCGAGAGCACGAAUGA